AUGCUAAAAACACGUCCAGGCGUCUGUUUGAAUUUUCAUUUAAUUCUGUUUGCUUUUGUUUUAAAAGAAUAUACUAGAUGUCAUGUCGUGUUUUUGCCUUCAGUCCUUGUUGCAUCUGGUCCAAGAGCAUCUGCCUUUCUGGUUGGUGAAGUGACUGACGUGUCUCUGACCAUCAGCAGCGUCUCACCGUCCAACGCUACCGGACGCCUCCCUCCAGCCUCCUGCGUGCCGUCUAGUCUCAGUCAAUGGACCGUGUCACAAGAGCUGAUGGGAAAGAACAGCCUCUUGGUGCACGUGAGUCUGAACCGCCGCCGCCUACAGCUGUGUGCCAGUACGAAUGAGACAAACUGCUGUGUCGAGCCGCUGUGUGUGAGCGAGACCGUCAGGGUGUGUGCAUGCCUGGACAACGUUCCCCAGGCCACGCUCAUCAUCCAGGCUCGGAUCUACGCCCAGCUGCUUCCCACUGGCCCUGUAUCGGACAAUAAAACCGUGAUUCCUAAUCAAGUCUUCCAGCCACUUGGUCAGUGUCCAUGUGACUUGACGGCAAAAGCGUGUGACACAAGAUGCUGCUGUGACCAGGACUGUGCCCCAGAGCUGUUGUGGCUUUUUGUUGGUCGGUGUCUCCCUGGCCCAUUUGGAGGGAUUAUCUCUCCUGUUCCUGACUACGUCUGCUCCGCUCAGUCGGCUGAAAAUGCUCCUGACUGGUUCCCUUUUCUCUGCGUCACCUCUCCUUUAGAGAACAACCCGUUCCUUGGGCUUUUUUACGACGGCACUACUGUCACUCCGAAGCCUGCUCCGUCUUUCCAGACUCAGCAGAUGGCAGCACCUGUACCUCCUACAAGCUACCGCCAGGGGGCGCCCAUCUUCACCACAGACUACCAGUACUUCACCAUCCCACAGGUGUCCAUGCUGGGGCAGUGCUUGGAGAAGGCUCCGGUAGCGUUCCUGCAGAACUUUGAGGCGGUGUGUGUGAGAACCCUGCAGUCCUGCCCUGCUGCAACAGCCGAGCUCAGCGUGGCAGUGAGAGAUGGACAAGGAGGAGUGGUCACAGUGGUCGUCGAGGAUGAAGUAGUGACAGAUCUCAGCCUUUUCUUAUCAGGUCCUGCUAAUCCGGCAGCUGGGACACAGUUGUGUGUGAAUGUGGUUCUGUCUUUAAGUUAUACAUUUCAGUGGAAGAGGAACGGCAUUACAGCGAUCAGUGUGACCCGCUGUAUUGGAAACAUCACCCUCAGUCCUGGAGUGACGCUGACGACCCGAUACUCUGCAGUGUUCGUGAAUGGAAAUAUCACAGCUCAGCCUAACUCGGGCAACCCAGGUUAUCAGGUGGGAAGGCCGGUGAUUGGUGGAGUUUUGGAUGAUGCUACCGGAGCUGUAGGGAGAGCUCCAAUCAACCUCUGGCAAGGAGUGAGAGAUGGCAUGUGCUCCUCUGCUGACCUGAGACCAGUCCUCUAUGGGAUAAACUCAACAUCUGGGUGUCUGAUGCCUGUCAGUUUGCUUAAUCUCAGCGAGUGCAGCCAGCUCAGAGAAAGUGUUCGCUCCACUUUGGCUGCUCUAGUCCCUGCUAUGUUGGUUUCCAGAACAGGCAAACCAGAUUUCUCCACACUGACCAACUGGACCCAUAUCACUAUACAGAAGUCUAAUCAGACAGCAGGGGGCUCCAGGGGUGUGUGCACUGGCGUUCCAGCUCACCUCCAUAUUCACAUCAGAAGUGUCGUCAUGGGAACCAUAGGUGGGGUACCACAAAAAAUGAUCCAGGCUGUGGAGAUAAAUUUUAAGGAGUCUACAUGGCGUUUAGAGUGUGAUCCAGGUCAGGGAACCGUCUGUGUGACCCCAGACCUGACCCAGACUUUCCCUGUGACCUCUUCUGUGACCUUUACCGAGGCUCGUAUCAGCACACAAUCCCCCAUGUCCAGGUUUAGCAUUAACUUCACAGAGUUUGACUGUGACAGGAAUGACGUGUGCUGGCCCGAGCUUGCCUUCCCUCUCACACCUUAUUACACUGGUGAGCCGUACUCUCAGGCUCUGGCUAAAGGACUCAUCCUUGUCUUCUUCUUUAUCGCUGCAUCUGUCUUGGGAACACCAUGGAGACAAAUCAGACAGGCGUGGAGCAAUAGCUCGCUCUAGAGUGUGUGUGUGUGUGUGUGUGUGUGUGUGUGUGUGUGUGUGUGUGUGUGUGUGUGUGAGAGAGACUGAUUCCUGAUAAAGUUCAUGGAGGGGGAAAAAAGACUAAUUCAGUAUUAAGUCAUGACCUGUGUUCGAAAUCACUCACUAUAUAGGGCACUAUAUAGUGAGGACGCCAUUUUGUAGUGCUGUCCGAAACCUUAUUUACACCCUAUAUAGUGCACUCAAAGUAUCCCACAAUGCAUCACAAAAAGUAGUGUACAGCGAUGGUCACUAACCAAAGUGAUAUAUCCCAUCAUGCAUUGUGGUCGCGCUGAAAGAAAUCAAAUUAAAAGCCUCAAAUUUGAUUGAAUAAAAGGCAGCAGCAAAGAAGAAAGAAAGGAUUCAGCCUUGAUUUAAAAGAACUGAAAGACGCAGGUACUCUGUAUUGGUUAAUGUUGGAAAUGCGCUCAGUAUAAUAUGGAUUUAUUAUUUUGAAAACCCACCAGCCAUAGACAUAUAAACACAGACGCCGCAUUGAGCCUGGUGGCCCGUUGCUGUGAUACGUCAGAGUGUCCGCCAUAUUGGAUGUGGCAAAUCUUCCCCGUAAACCAAUGCAAGUAAAUGGACUGAACUUCAUAAAGCCCCUUUCUACAAUAAUAUUUAACUCGAUGCCUUUUAUUCACCCAUUAAGACACACACGUAUAUAUUUGGGAAACAAACAGGCAUCAAAACAACACAUAUAACUUUUAAUGUGAUGGUUAUAAAUAGUGUGCGAAAUACCCUGUACACUGCAAACUAGCGACAGAUACGCGAUAGAUACAGUGGUGCCUGAAAGUUUGUGAACCCUUUAGAAUUUUCUAUA
This is a messenger RNA of Neoarius graeffei (lesser salmon catfish), 2965 nucleotides long. It is a transcript of the gene tctn2, whose product is annotated as tectonic family member 2. The transcript is spliced from 18 exons. The record is from RefSeq and is a predicted model, not a curated record. Lineage: Eukaryota; Metazoa; Chordata; Actinopteri; Siluriformes; Ariidae. Gene Ontology annotation, biological process: cilium assembly; protein localization to ciliary transition zone; smoothened signaling pathway. Gene Ontology annotation, cellular component: MKS complex. The coding region runs from base 1 to 2124 and encodes 707 amino acids.